GAUCAACAAGCAUAAAGGUAUGGUGUAUUCCGGAAUGGGUCCCGAUUAUCGCCUUCUUGUGAAGCAAGCUCGAAAGAUCGCUCAGACCUAUUUCCUGACUUACAAGGAGCCGAUUCCCGUCUCACAGCUGGUGCAGCGCGUGGCCACACUCAUGCAGGAGUAUACCCAAUCCGGCGGCGUGCGUCCUUUUGGUGUGUCUUUACUGAUUUGCGGCUGGGACAAUGACCGCCCAUAUCUUUACCAGUCUGACCCCUCGGGCGCUUACUUCGCUUGGAAAGCAACUGCCAUGGGCAAGAAUGCAGUCAAUGGCAAAACCUUCUUAGAGAAGCGUUACAGCGAAGAUCUCGAGCUGGAAGACGCCGUUCACACUGCGAUUCUGACACUGAAGGAAGGCUUUGAGGGUAAAAUGACUGCGGACAACAUUGAGAUUGGAAUCUGCGAUCAGAAGGGAUUCCAGCGUCUGGACCCGGCCUCGAUCAAGGACUACUUGGCCAACAUCCCCUAAAUGUUAGGCGCCCCAUAAAACGAUAAAGAGAACCCAAGCUAAGCUUUUUGUACGAGUACGGGAAAUUAAAAAACAAAUAAAA
Messenger RNA from Drosophila miranda, 587 nucleotides. RefSeq names its product proteasome subunit alpha type-2-like. The record is from RefSeq and is a predicted model, not a curated record. The transcript has a single exon. The coding region runs from base 20 to 505 and encodes 161 amino acids. Lineage: Eukaryota; Metazoa; Arthropoda; Insecta; Diptera; Drosophilidae. Gene Ontology annotation, cellular component: proteasome core complex, alpha-subunit complex; proteasome core complex.